GUUCAAUGACAUUUUACUUCAUCCGUCUCCGAGGAACAUAAAGUGCACCGGGAGUACAAUGAACCCUCGUCCCCCCAUUUCCGUGAUUUAACAUCCUGGCUCAGAUUCAGUUUAUAUUAAUGGCGCUUGGGACUAUGGGCAAAUAGUUGUCUAAGAGCUCUUUGACCUGUGGACUGUAAGGUCAUAAGAGCUUGGAUGUUGGUAACUCACUCCCAGCUCGACGAUCCAUCCAGAUCCACCAAUAUGUCCUACCUGCAGCAGAACAGUGAUCACGAACGUUUUCCCUAUGCCAUGUAUAACCACACGUUGGGUAUACACCAAGUUGUGGAUCCCCGCCAAUUAAGCAGUCAUGCGUUGUUUGAUAUGCCCGUCUCUUCAGCUUCGAAUCCUUCCAUCCAGUCUUCUGGUAGUAUCUCUCACAGUGUGGAGAUGUUUGUCCCGAUGAACAUUCCGCAGUAUAACAGAGACGGCUCCUCGACUAUUAUGUUCCAGGCGAAUACAGAAAGGAAUAGUCUGAGCAUCCCUUUAGAGGAGUGUCUUCAGCCCGGCGGUGGAAUGCAUUUGAAAGACGCCCAAGAAAUCAUGUUCCCGACAGUCGACCGUACCCAGGUCCAGACUUUCAAGCUUAUUAUCGCUUGGCCCGGAUACGACACAAUGGAGUACCCUAUAGAUAUCGGGACGAAUGAAGUGCCUAUCACAAGGGCUGAUCUCGCGCGUCAAAUUGCAUAUCACUUUUUCGGGUUUUUCAUCCAAUGCGAUAACGGUCGUUUCACUCAGAGGUCACUUUUCGAGUGGAAAGUGGGAGGGCGAGACGGGUAUUCGUUCCAUCAGAUCUACCUCUCAACAUUCUGGAAUAUCGAAGGCACCUCUUGGGGUGCCUCCAUCAGAGUCCUGAAAAAUGCCUAGCGCCUGCUGCACGCGUCAACUUGUCCUCCCCGCAAAUUCUGUAUACCCUCAUUGCAUAUGGAUACCAUCACACACGCCUGAGGAUGUGUCCACUGUCUAGUGUAUAUGUUGUACCCCGAGCACUAAUAUACACAAAAACUAAGCUGAAACACUCUUACACGUCGUUGUUG
Messenger RNA from Suillus subaureus, 1076 nucleotides. RefSeq lists its product as uncharacterized. Lineage: Eukaryota; Fungi; Basidiomycota; Agaricomycetes; Boletales; Suillaceae. The transcript is spliced from 4 exons. Bases 196 to 906 code for a protein of 236 amino acids. The record is from RefSeq and is a predicted model, not a curated record.